AAUUAUUGACGGCAAAAACAGAAACCAAAAAUUAUACCCGCCUCCCUCCCCACCCAACAAGAAAAUAGAAAACAAGUUACCAAGUGGGAGUUGAUUUUUAAACUGGUUAUUUUGAAAUUGUAUUCUAAUACACACACACACACACACACCGAGACGUGCUUGCGUAUGUGUGGACAUAUCUGUCUAUGCGUUGAUACAUGUGAUUACACACGAUUUUUGUUUUUUUCCAAUCUUCCUGUUGUCUCAAUCCUGAAUAGACCUUGGGCUUCCACAUCAUUAGCUGUGAGUGUUUCUAAAUUUAGUGAAAAGCGAAGAGAUUAAGGGAAUCUUCGUUCGUAAAACUAAUUCCAUUGACCUCCCGAAAUUGUUUGAGGUUUUUAAGCAAUGGAGUAUCUCUAAUCUAAAUUCAACGUUUCUCACAAGAAAGGAUCAAUACAAGGGAUAUAUUGACUAUAUACAUACGGGCCUAUUUACACACAGUUAUCUUCAGUCAAAGAAAAUAAACAUGUCUGGAAAAGUCUUUUGGCUGCUGACUCUAAGUCUCUCGAUCACUUUGUCCCUCGGCCAAAACACAAACAACCCACCAGUAUGGAGAAACUACUUAAAGAAACUUCUGACAGAAGAUGGCUUGUUUGAAGAUUUGAAAUUAGGUACCAUAUUAGGACAAUUAGAUGCCUAUGAUCCUGAAGGUGAAAAUAUUACUUAUACCUGUAUUGGAGAGUCUGUUGCCUGUUAUGAAAAUGGAACUGUUUAUUUGAAACGACGUCUGGACAGAGAGCUUGAUAUAAAGAACCCCGGUCAAAAUGAAAACCUCUUGACAGUAAUAUUUAUUGCUACCGAAAAAAACAACGGUGACCAGGAACCCAAUCAGAAUAAAAAAACAUUAGUCAUUUACGUUAAAGAUGUUAACGAUAAUCCUCCGAAAUUCGAAGGUCUUCCUUACAAAACGGCAGUUUCUGAAUUGGUGAAGGUUGGAACAACCAUUUUCAAUCAACUGUUUGUUGAGGAUAUUGAUUCUGGAGUGAAUGCUGAAAUUGACCUCGUUUGUGGUCGAACGGGUACCCAGGCAUCACUUGCUUGUGACCACUUUUCAAUAACAACGAAACGUGAACCAAACUCCCUUGAGGGUAAAUACUUUGGGGAGGUAGUUGUCCAAAAAUCCCUUGAUUAUGAAAGUGCACCGUCUUAUAUCAUGACAAUAUUGGCAACAGAUGGUGGUAAUCCGAUUUUGUCUGCCUCAGUCAACAUAUUAAUUGAUGUUAAAGAUGAACAAGAUAUGCAACCGGUUUUCAUACAGGCUCCAUAUACUUUCUUUGUUACAGAAAAUACCAAGCAAAAUGUCAGUGUAGGGAAUCUAUUAGCACGAGAUGGUGAUGUGAGCAACCAAAGACCGGUGGUAAUUUCUAUUGUUGGUGGUAGUGAUGUCCAUUUCCGAGUUGGAAAUACUGUUUCCCAUAUUGGUAACACUUACAAAGCGGAUUUGAUUUCAAAUGGUAAUAUUGACAGGGAGUCAUCUGUAGGGCGUUACAUAGUCAACAUUAGUGUGACAGAGCUUGCUAAUGGUGUUCCCGACAAAACAGCUGUGACAUAUUCCUAUGUCAACAUUGAAAUUCUAGACGAUAAUGAUUUCCCGCCAGUCUUCCAGCAAACUCUGUACAACAUGACCAUUCCGGAAAACACCAGAUCCAUUGACAAUUUCACCAUUAUUGGCACACCUAUGUUUGUUUUUGAUAAAGACUCAGAUAUCAAUGCCAUGUUUUCGUUAGAAAUUACUGCGCAAAGUUUCCCUGGAGUUUUUGGUUUGUCAACAAACACUGGAAUCAAAUCUGCAGUUGUUAAUCUUGUGCUUAUAAAACCGCAAAUGUUGGAUUAUGACAUUCCAAAAUACCGGAGUCAGAUGGUUGAGAUUACAGCUCAGCAAAUAAACAGCACAAAAAUUCUGAGUUCUUCAACAUUAGUUUAUAUAAAUCUCCUGGAUGAGAACGACAAUGCUCCUGUGUUUCAAAAGGAUAUCUAUAAAGCUUCUUUGCCAGAAAACUCACAACUUGGAACCACUGUACUCACUUUGUCUGCCACCGAUCAAGAUUCUGGAAUAAAUAAGCAAAUAGUCUACAAACUGAAUGGGCAAGGAAGUGACUUUUUUGCAGUUAGCAAUGAUGGCGUAGUGACUUUGUUGAAAGGCCUGGAUUAUGAGAAACAGCGAACUUAUAAUCUUCUGGCGAUUGCUGAAAACAUAGGUAAAGGAAGACAAGUAGACUCUGUGGAGGUGGAAGUUCAGAUAACAGAUGUCAAUGAUAAUGGUCCUGUUUUCCAGAACCAACCUUAUACAUCAGAUAUAACCGAAAAUACAACAAUAUUACAACCACCGAUAACAAUCUCUGCAACAGACAAAGAUUCCAACUCUGUGAUGACUUACAGCAUUAUUGGUGGAAAUACGAACGAUAAUGCUUUCAGGAUUGAUAGCAACACUGGUGUUAUUUCAGUUGUACGGUCCUUAAUGAUGGAAGAUGCACCACAAAACUCCAGCACGAUAUUUCUGACGGUAUUGGCAACUGAUAAUGGUGCUAAUGUUCAGUCAUCUUCAACUUUGGCCACUAUCAAUAUAAUAGAUAUCAACAAUAACAGGCCAGAAUUCCUGCUUCCGACAUACGAGGUGACCGUGAAGGAAUUUUUACCUGUUGGAACCUCGGUGCUCUCUGUACAGGCAGUUGAUAAAGACAUUGGAUCCAAUGCACUAAUUACUUACAGCAUUAAAAGUGGCAGCUUCGAUAAUUUUAAUAUUGAUUCACGUACUGGCAAGAUUUAUGUAGCAUCUCAAGCAGUGCUGGAUUUUGAUGUCUAUAGCAAAUACAACAUGCAGGUAAUUGCUGAAGAUCAAGGGACCCCAAGACUGACCGGCAACACGACUGUGAUCAUAAAUCUCGAGGAUAUAAAUAACAAGGCACCAAAGUUUGAUCGCUCCGAGUAUAUCAAAACAGUUGAUGAGAAAUUACCUUUGGAAAGCAUUAUUUUGAGAAUCAAUGCCACUGAUAAAGACCGAAACCAUCAAAUAGAGUACAGCCUCAACAGAAACUCUUUGGUGGCCCAAGACGCCCAAGGGCACAGAUUAUCUACCUUUCCUAAUGAUUACAGGAAUGCCUUUGCCAUCAACAGAGUCACUGGGGAUAUUAGCUUAAAGAUGAAGCUAUACCACAGUUUGGUGGCUACAAUCGCAUUUGUAGUCCAAGCUCGGGACUUGAACGCCGAUGUUAGCAGCAGCAGUCAGGUUGCCCAAGCUCGAGUCGUAAUAAUUACACAAGCAUCACAGAGAACAGAACCUUUCUUUAUACCUGAGACACCUGGUCAAAGUAAAAAGAUCUAUGAAAUAGAAGUCCCAGAAGACAAACAGGUUGGACUUUUGUUAACAACGGUCAGGGCCAAAGAUCCCAAAACUGAUCAGUUUGUAUCUGACUACACUUUAGCGCCGGGUGGACAAGACAAAGGGUUCUUCAAUGUUACAAGAAAUGGUGAAGUUAUUCUGAUCAAAGAACUCGACUAUGAAAAUAAGGGCUAUUCAAACCCCCUCAAGUUUGAUAUAAUAGCUAUUGCUGACUCACAACGUAAUGCCACAGCAGGAAUGGUAAUCACGGUAAAAGACAUCAACGACAACUUACCCAAGUUCACGAAAAGUGUAUAUACUUUUGAGGUGAAAGAAACUACUCUCUAUCCAAAUGUUGUUGGCAGGGUUUCAGCAAGUGAUAAUGACGAAGGAGAAAACAGCAGGAUUUCCUAUUUUCUUAAAGGUCCUAACCGUAAUGAUUUCCACAUCACUGAAUCCGGAGAUAUCAUCGUAAACCGUGGUGCAGAAUUAGAUUAUGAAACUACUAAGAUUUACAAUCUUCAAGUGGUUGCCACAGACAAUCCUACAGGCCAGGUGCAUCAAAAGACAGCCGUUAAGCUGAUUAUUAAAGUACUCGAUGAAAACGACAACAGGCCUGUGUUUCAACCAAGUUCGGAAUACUCAUUUACCAUUCAGGAAAAGGCCCCUGCUGGAACAUUGGUUGGCCGAGUUACAGCCAAAGAUGAUGACUCCAAUGAAAAUGGAAGAUUAUCCUACAGUUUCAUGUCAGGAAACCUCUUCAACGGACAAAGGAUUUUUAAUAUUGAUGCAGUCACAGGAGAGAUAAAAACAGCCUUUGAUAUGUUGAAUGUUUCUACAGUAAAUUCUUUCCCUCUGACUGUGAAAGCAACAGACAACGGUCUUCGUCGUUUGAAUGCAAAGGCAAAUGUUGAAGUUGUCAUUGAGUUUUUAAUCACAAAAGAACCGAGAAUUCUUCAACCAGGACCUGGACAAACCGCAAGAGUUUCUGAGAACCAACCAAAUGGAACUUAUGUGUUUACAGUGAUCGCCAAAGCUCGACAAGAUUCCAAUGUUUCAUUUUCUCUUAUUUCCGAUGAAACGAGUCCUAAGUUAUUUGAAAUAGAUCCUAUUUCUGGAAUCAUAACUACAAUGGCACCUCUAGACAGAGAGGAACAGAGCAUGUACACUGUCGUUAUUCAGGCUGCUGACACAUUAAAUCUUAAUUACACCAGCAUAAAGCAGUUGCGUGUUUUUGUACUCGAUGAAGAUGACAACAGACCAACUUUUACUUCAUGUUCGUCGAAUCCUGAAAGGAAGCAAAUCAGUGUAUCCGAAAAUGCUCCAAUUAAGACUUACGUGACUCAGAUAUCUGGCUGUGAUAAAGAUUUGUUUCCAUACAACAAAAUGGCUUAUGUUUGGGCUGACCACAAAACUUGUAAAAAUACCAACGUGAAUGCUUUUCUUCUGGAGCCACUGUCAGGAGUCAUACUAACUAACGCUUCUUUAGAUUAUGAAGAAAUUUCAAAGUAUACCUUAUGUGUGCGAGUAGUGCCAGAAUCGGAAGCUAGUUCAGCCUCUUCUAGAAUUGAGGCUGAUCAAAGACAAACCAGGUCAACCUCUCCUAGAACCGAGGAUGGUCAAAUACAAGAAAUAACGGUAAAUGUACAAGAUCAGAAUGAUAAUGGUCCACAAUUCGAUGUAAAAAAAAGAUUUGCAGUGAUCUACGAUAAAUCCGAGACUGGUAACGAAGUUGCCAAAGUGACUGGCAUGGACCCUGAUAGCUUCCUUUAUAACAAGGUGAAAUAUACUAUUGAGAAUAUCAAAUGCAAUAUCCCUCAGACAGACAUAUUAUUUUCAACCGAAAAUGCUUUUGUAAUUUCUCGUAAUGAUGGACGAAUAUUCACAAACCUACCAGACUACAAGAAAUUUGUUGGCAGUCAUUUCAUCGUCACUAUACGCGGAGAAGAUGCGCUGAAUUCAAAUUAUUACAGUAUGAUAACGUUUAAGAUCUACGUGAUCCAACCACGCCAGCAAACCAGAUUGAACUUACCCGACAAGUUAGAUGUAAGUCAACCGAAGAGCGCAGAACUGAUUGCUGAGCUCAACCGACUGGGAAUCGGAACAUUUGUGAUCAAAGAAUUAAGCUAUCAUCAAAAGCUUAACCAAGAAGACUAUUACAGUACUGCCAUGUGUUUUGUGGUGGAGAAGGACGGCCAAGUGUUAUCGCUUUCAGAGACUGAACAACUAUUACAAGAACCUGCAGCACAAAAUGUUUUGAAGAAUUAUACAACAUCAUUAGAAGCUGGUUCUUGCAAACCUGAGACGACACGUGUUAGCAGCUGGUCACCUAUGUGGUGGGUGCUGGUAGCAUUUGCAAUAUUCAUUUUCAUAUGCUGUAUCAUCCUCAUUGUUGCUCUGUACCUGCUUUAUAAAGACCAUAAGCACUUCAUGGACACAGAAAAAACCAGUUUAUUGAAUUAAUCCAGAAGCAUUUCCAUGAUCAAGCACUGUUUGGAUUUGGAUGAAAUAUGAGUGACUAUCGACCAACUUGAGUUUCUUUAAAAGAAAUGUGGAAAACAGAAAAAUUAUUUAAGUGAAUAAAUCUCACUAAUUUUGCCAAACUGAUCUUACAACCUUUAAUUCAGAACAACUUGUUUCUGAGAUGUAAAGGGCCAGUAAUUGUGAUGAAACAGGAAGCGGUUGAGUAAGUAUUGGUGAGGGUUAAACAAACACUUUUAACUAGCUUGCAGGCCAAAUCACCUGAACUUUCGAUUUACUUUGUAAAUAAGUAUACGUUGUUUUAAAAUGAAAACAAAACAUUACACACACACAAAAUAAUUGUGAUCUAACCAGUUAUAGAAAUAAAUUAGAAAGGAUUAGACCUGCUGUGAUGAACAUAUGCUAAAUAUGCGUUGGUUUACAGAAAUGGAAUUUAGUUCGGUGUAUGCAUUUCUAAUUAUCACACCAUAAAAAAAAAAUGCCUUUUCUAUUUUGUAAUUCCUUAUAUAAAUUUACAUACACAGGUUGUUCAGCAUCUUAGCCAUAGAUAUAUAAUCUUUGUUGGCGUGAUACGAAUUGUUUCCAACUGUCAAAUGAUUUAGUCAUAUGGAGUUAAGGAGAUGAAAGGCAGAAACAAGAAGCUGCUGGAUUGGAGAGCUUAGAAUAAGUUGGGUGUUAAAAGCCUGCUUGAGUCAGUGCUGCAUUUCCUAGCCCUCUCUGUUGUCAAUCAACUCCACAUCUCAGUGUAGCAGAAAUUUAUAUUUAAUUGAAUAUAUUAAAGUGAGAAAUCGAUAUUUCUAACAUUUGAUCAAUGGAAGGUGGUUAUAUUUCAUCCAGUAUUUCAAAGAAGGACAAGAUUGGAGGGCUUUGAAAUCAGAAUCAAAACUAAAUAUUGUAAGAUAUUUUUCUCCAAACACUCUUAUGCCAAUUGAUAGGAGAAAAAUCAACGUUAUAAGGAGAGAUAAAGCGGCAAGCUGACAGAAUUGUUAGCAUGCCAAGCAAAAUGCUUAGUGCCAAUUCGUCUAUCUUCCAAAUUCCACCGAGGUUGAUUUUGCCUUUCAUCAUUUCAAGGUCGAUAAAAUUUGUUAACUGGGGUCAAUGUAAUCGACUUACCUACUGUCUCGAAAUUAUUGGCCUUGUGCCAAACUUUGAAAUUGAUAUUACAAAGAAAAAUACAACUGACGACUUGGAUAGGUUUUUCAAACACCCAAACGUAUCCCUUCACGGGCCUGUCCAAGUUAGUAGUUGGUGGCUCAAACCAACUAAUUUUAUUCAUGGGUCAUAAAUAAAUGAAGAUCACGUUGUAAGAUUCGGAGGAAUUGUUUCAUUUUUUUCCAAAUGAAUUGGAAACCCUUUCCUAAACAUUCAUUAAUAACCAUUCUCACUUCAGCUGUAAAAAAAAAAAAAAACGAAUAAUGAAUAACACAUAUUAUAACCAGGAAAUUACAAUAUUAAUCUUUUCACGAAAAAUAAAAGAAUAAAGUUCUGUUUCUGUAGCUUAAGACCAAUAGAUCUCAAGAUAAGACAGCAUCUCAGAAAUGCCUCAUCACUAUUCUCUGGUUAUAUAAAUCAAAGAACUAAACCUAUGAAAAAGUAACGACUGCAGGAAGAUACAAGCUCAUAAACAACCAGUAAUCCAGGACAUAAUCUACAGCAUAAAAAUUACAAAAUAAAAUUAAUUAGAACAAAAA
Octopus sinensis (East Asian common octopus) is the source of this 7530-nucleotide messenger RNA. Its product is annotated as cadherin-23-like. The transcript has 41 exons. Lineage: Eukaryota; Metazoa; Mollusca; Cephalopoda; Octopoda; Octopodidae. Gene Ontology annotation, cellular component: plasma membrane; cell-cell junction. The coding region runs from base 506 to 5821 and encodes 1771 amino acids. The record is from RefSeq and is a predicted model, not a curated record. Gene Ontology annotation, biological process: homophilic cell-cell adhesion. Gene Ontology annotation, molecular function: calcium ion binding.